AUGGACUUCGUCGUGCAGUUACCGGAAUCAAAGGGAUACAACCAAAUUUGGGUAGUAGUCGAUAGGUUCUCGAAGAUGUCGCACUUUAUCCCCCUAGUAGCAGAAACGACCGCGCAGGAUUUAGCGAAGAUAUUCCUCGGUCAAAUCUGGCGACUCCAUGGGCUGCCUCUUGAUAUAGUUUCCGACAGGGACGCCAAGUUUACUUCAAGCUUUUGGGCAUCCCUUAUGGAAUUAUUGGACGUGAGGAUAAGAAUGAGUACGGCUUUCCACCCUCAGACCGAUGGGCAAACAGAGCGAGUCAACCAAACCCUCGAGCAUUACUUACGAGCGUUCUGCAACUACGAGCAAGAUGAUUGGGCAGAGCUACUCCCGUUGGCGGAGUAUGCUUACAACAACUCGGUUACCACCGCCACGGGUCAAUCUCCGUUUUAUACCAAUUACGGUUAUAACCCAAGAACCAACUGGCCAACAGAAGCCGAAGUGGUGAACCCAACCAGUGACCUGUACGCUCACUUCAUCCGAGGAGUUCACGAUUCCCCUCUCGCUCGCUUAUCAGACACCAGGGAGAAGAUGGGGAAAUACUAUGAUCGGAAAAGGGACGAACCGCCGAACUUCAAGAUAGGCGACAUGAUCAUGCUUAACGCGGCCAAUAUUAAGACACGUCGCUCCACCAAGAAACUCGAUCAUAAGAAACUCGGUCCGUUCAAGAUUACCCGACUAGCUGGGAAACGAACCUGCGAAUUGGAACUGCCACCACAAGUCAAAAUCCAUAACGUGUUCCAUAUCGAACUCUUAGAACAUUAUCGACAGAGCAGUAUCCCAGGCCGAGAACAACGUCACCCAACUCCUGAAGAUGUCGAUAAAGAAGGAGAGGUUCUGUACGAAGUGGAAAGUAUUGUGGGAAGCCGGAAGAGCAGAAGAGGAUUAGUGGAAUACCUGGUGAAAUGGCGGGGCUAUUCGAUGAGCGACUGUACUUACCAAGUCAUGGACGUUAUGAAUGAAGACGUACUUGAUCUAGUCCGCGACUUCCAUCGAAGGAACCCCAAGGCCGUGAAGGACCAACGCCUGAGACUAUAG
Morchella sextelata is the source of this 1077-nucleotide messenger RNA. RefSeq lists its product as uncharacterized. Gene Ontology annotation, biological process: DNA integration. The transcript has a single exon. The coding region runs from base 1 to 1077 and encodes 358 amino acids. The record is from RefSeq and is a predicted model, not a curated record. Gene Ontology annotation, molecular function: nucleic acid binding. Lineage: Eukaryota; Fungi; Ascomycota; Pezizomycetes; Pezizales; Morchellaceae.